GCGUUCGGCAACGCCAAGACGAUCCGCAACGACAACUCGUCGCGCUUCGGGAAGUACAUCGACAUCCACUUCAGCCAGGCGGGCGUCAUCGAGGGCGCGCGAAUCGAGCAGUACCUGCUGGAGAAGUCGCGCAUCGUGUCGCAGAGCCAGGACGAGCGCAACUACCACAUCUUCUACUGCAUGCUGGCCGGCCUGGGCCGCGAGGAGAAGGCGCGCCUCGAGCUGGGCGACGCCUCGCAGUACCGCUAUCUCACCGGG
Messenger RNA from Gryllus bimaculatus (two-spotted cricket), 258 nucleotides. Lineage: Eukaryota; Metazoa; Arthropoda; Insecta; Orthoptera; Gryllidae. The record is from the annotation of a GenBank genome assembly.